AUGCCCCCUCCACUUUUCCAGAGCCUUAUGAACCACAUUUUCCAGCCCUUUUUACGGAAAUUCAUUCUCGUUUUCUUUGAUGAUAUAUUGAUCUACAGCCCCAAUAUGGAAACCCAUCUUACUCAUCUAAAGACAGCCUUGGACCUCUUAAGGCAACACCAAUUAUUUGCUAAGUUGUCUAAGUGUAAGUUUGCAUGCUUGGAAGUAGAAUAUUUUGGUCAUGUGGUCUCGGCUCAAAGGGUAUGUGUAGAUCUCGAGAAGAUUCAAGAUAUGGUUGACUGGCCACACCCUAAAUCCAUUAAAGCCUUGAGGGGUUUUCUGGGUUUGAUAGGGUACUACAGAAAAUUCAUAAGGGGAUAUGGGUCGAUCGCAGCCCCAUUGACAAUCAUGCUCAAGAAAAACUCCUUUACUUGGACAGAACCUUCUCAAGCGGCUUUCUUGGCUCUAAAAACUGCAGUGACUCAAGCUCCGGUCCUAGCCCUACCUAACUUUGCCCAACCCUUCGUCAUAGAGUGUGACGCGAGUGGAGUGCGUAUAGGGGCAGUCCUAAUGUAG
Alnus glutinosa is the source of this 555-nucleotide messenger RNA. RefSeq lists its product as uncharacterized. The record is from RefSeq and is a predicted model, not a curated record. The transcript has a single exon. The coding region runs from base 1 to 555 and encodes 184 amino acids. NCBI's taxonomy places the organism in Eukaryota, Viridiplantae, Streptophyta, Magnoliopsida, Fagales, Betulaceae.